Phytophthora nicotianae INRA-310 is the source of this 420-nucleotide messenger RNA. RefSeq lists its product as hypothetical. The record is from RefSeq and is a predicted model, not a curated record. The transcript has 2 exons. The coding region runs from base 1 to 420 and encodes 139 amino acids. Lineage: Eukaryota; Oomycota; Peronosporomycetes; Peronosporales; Peronosporaceae.
AUGGCUGAUAUCCGCCAUAUCACAUGCGAAAUCAAAGAUUGUAAGAAGCGACCAACCUUUGGAUACGAACGCGGUAAGGCGCUACGCUGCAAGCAACAUAGCGCAGGUAAAGCUAUGUUUGAUGUUAUGAACCCUGUUUGUAGCAACUGCAAUAGCACAACUGCCAAUCGCAACUAUGAAUCCUUUUGCGCUCAGUGCUACUUCGAUCUUAACCCAGAAGCGCAGCAUGUUAUCAACUACAAGACAAAGGAGUUAGCAUUCACGAACGCGGUAAAAGAGUAUUAUCCAAGUCUCAUUCAAGAUCGUGUCAUCGAAGGCGGAUCAUCGCGCAGACGCCCUGAUGCGCUGCUUGAUGUUGGAACGCAUUGUAUCAUCAUUGAGAUCGAUGAACGCCAGCACUCGUUAUGGUUAUACGGAUAA